UUAUUUCAGGGCAGCUGUGAUGGACAUGCGCACAGCUGAUGGAGUGGAGAGGCAACAUCUGCACUGACGUCACCUCCCCCCCCCUCUGAAAAAAAGCUGGCAGUGCGUGGAGCUGUCCUGGACUGGGACAGACCCGGUCUCUGCGAUGUAGUGAGGAGGAGCAGCUCCGAGCCAACUCCUGCUGGUGCUCGCAGUCUGACUGUGGCGGCUCCGCGUCCUCGACUCACUUUCUGAAGCCUCUCUGCGCCUCCGAGAGGAAGAAGAAGAGGAAGAAGAAGACAGAAAAGACGAGCUGAAUAACCGCUUCAGUUUUUAGGUGACAGGGUCCGGGUCUGAAGCGGAGACUCAGCGCCUGCAGUUCCAGAGGAUGGCAGAGUCCAGGAGGAGAUGAGCGGAGGAGCGCAGCGGAGCAACUCCACAGCUGCACUUCACGUCUUUUGUCCCGAGCUCUCUCUGCGCGGUUGGACCGGAGCUGGCGAUGAAGAUGAGCAUGGAAUGCAGAUGGAUCGGUCAAGACAAGUUUCCAAUAUAAAGCUUCCUGUUUGGAGUUACACCUGAGAGCGACUGCGUCUGAUGGAUUACGGUGUUUGCUACGAGCUGCUGACAUGAAUUCAGAGGCCAGUGAGACGUGGAAGUGUUCGCCUUCAGGAGAAAUCUGAGACCUGGAUGAGCCCUCGAGCACGACGAGAACAUUUGAGCGAAGGAGACAAACCAUGGACUUGUUAUGGUCGGGCCUCGGACCCAUCGCAUGCUUUUAACCCGCUUGUAGCACCCUCUGCCCCUCACCCCAUGUCACAGCUGCCCCUGAAUUAUGGAAAUUUUGUGGAAGACGCUGACUUGGACCCUGAGCCUGGUGGUGAUGGCUGCCUCUGAGUUUCAAAGCAUCAACAAACUUUCACACAACUCUCAAGAGGAGUUCCUGUCCUACCUGCAGCACUACCAGCUGACUGUCCCGGUGCGGGUGGAUGAGAACGGAGAGUUCCUGAGCUACACUGUGAAGCACCACCGGCCGGGCCGGCGGAGACGCGGAGCCGUGGAUCCCAUCAUGGGACAGCUGCCCGCCUCGGACCCCCCAGAGUCCCGGCUGUUCUACAGACUGUCAGCCUACGGAAAGCACUUUCACUUAAACCUGACGCUCAACCCCCACCUGGUGUCAAAACAUUUCACAGUGGAGUACUGGGGCAAAGACGGGCUGGAGUGGCGUCAUAACAUGGUAGAUAACUGUCACUAUGUGGGAUUCUUGCAAAAUCAGCACAGCACGACCCGAGUGGCACUCAGCAACUGCAAAGGCCUGCACGGCGUCAUAACAACGGAGGAAGACCAGUAUUUGAUCGAGCCAUUAAAGAACAUUUCCUCCACCACCUCCAGCGAAUGGAACCUGGACGAAGCACAGCAACAUGUUAUUUAUAAAAUGUCUGCCAUUCCCUCACCACAAGAGCAUAGCCAGGAGUUCAGCUGUGGCAUUUCAGACCUCAAUAAAAGCAGUGCACCUUGCCAGUUCAGCACACCUCCACCUGUCCACUCGUCUCCCGCGCCCCAGAACGACAGCGAGCAGUCCAACAGCACCCACCGACAGCGGCGCUCCGUCAGCAGCGAGCGCUUCGUCGAGACGCUCGUGGUCGCUGAUAAAAUGAUGGUCGGUUACCACGGACGCAAAGACAUUGAGCACUACAUCUUGUCUGUAAUGAAUAUUGUUGCCAAACUUUACCGUGAUGCCAGUCUAGGAAAUGUUGUGAACAUUAUUGUGACCCGGCUGAUUGUUCUGACUGAAGAUCAGCCGAACCUGGAGAUCAACCAUCACGCUGACAAAUCUCUGGACAGUUUCUGCAAGUGGCAGAAGUCCAUCCUGUCCCAUCACGGCGACGGCAACAGCAUUCCUGAGAAUGGGAUGGCUCACCAUGACAACGCCGUCCUAAUCACCCGGUACGACAUCUGCACCUACAAGAACAAACCCUGCGGGACGUUAGGCUUGGCCUCGGUGGCGGGAAUGUGCGAGCCUGAGAGGAGCUGCAGCAUUAACGAAGACAUCGGCCUCGGUUCUGCUUUCACCAUCGCGCACGAGAUCGGACACAAUUUUGGGAUGAACCACGAUGGGAUCGGGAAUUCCUGCGGUACCAAAGGCCACGAGACAGCCAAACUGAUGGCGGCCCACAUAACAGCCAACACCAACCCUUUCUCCUGGUCCGCCUGCAGCAAAGACUACAUCACCAGCUUUCUCGACUCAGGUCGGGGGACGUGUCUGGACAAUGAACCUCUGAAACGAGACUUCCUGUACCCAACAGUGGCCCCGGGGCAGGUGUACGAUGCAGACGAGCAGUGUCGCUUCCAGUACGGAGCCUCCUCACGCCAGUGCAAGUACGGGGAAGUGUGUAGAGAGCUCUGGUGCCUUAGCAAAAGCAACCGCUGUGUAACCAACAGUAUCCCUGCUGCAGAGGGGACCCUGUGCCAGACCGGCAGCAUCGAGAAAGGGUGGUGCUACCAGGGGGAGUGCGUGGCGUUCGGUACCUGGCCUCAGAGUGUGGACGGAGGCUGGGGGCCCUGGUCCAUGUGGGGGGAGUGCAGCAGGACCUGUGGGGGCGGUGUGUCCUCCUCCAUGAGGCACUGUGACAGCCCAGCCCCGUCUGGAGGAGGGAAGUACUGUCUGGGGGAGAGGAAGCGUUACAGAUCCUGUAACACCGACGCCUGCCCCGCCGGGUCUCGUGACUUCCGGGAGAAGCAGUGCGCAGAUUUCGACAGCAUGCCUUUCCGUGGGAAAUACUACAACUGGAAGCCGUACACUGGUGGUGGCGUUAAGCCGUGUGCGCUGAACUGCCUGGCUGAGGGCUACAACUUCUACACCGAGCGCUCGCCCGCCGUCAUAGACGGCACCCGAUGUCAGGCCGACUCUCUGGACAUCUGCAUCAAUGGAGAGUGUAAGCACGUGGGCUGCGACAACAUCCUGAGCUCCGACGCUAAAGAAGAUCGGUGCCGUGUGUGCGGAGGGGACGGCAGCACCUGCGAGGCCACGGAGGGACUCUUCAACGAGUCUCUGCCCAGAGGAGGAUACAUGGAGGUGGUUCAGAUCCCGAAAGGUUCGGUCCACAUCGAGAUCAAAGAGCUCGCCAUGUCGAAAAAUUACAUCGCUUUGAAAUCUGAAGGGGACGAUUAUUACAUCAACGGCGCGUGGACCAUCGACUGGCCCCGGAAGUUUGACAUCGCAGGGACGGCCUUCCACUACAAGAGACCCUCCGACGAGCCCGAGUCUUUAGAGGCGCUGGGAGCCACCACUGAAAACCUGAUUGUCAUGGUUCUCCUUCAGGAACAGAACAUGGGAAUACGCUACAAGUUCAACGUGCCCAUCCAGCGCACCGGCAGUGGUGACAACGAGGUGGGCUUCUCCUGGCACCACCUGCCCUGGUCCGAGUGCUCGGCUACCUGCUCUGGAGGUUCCCAGAAGCAGGAAGUGGUGUGUAAGAGGCUGGAUGACAACUCGGUGGUCCAGAACAGCUACUGCGACCCGGACAGCAAACAUCCAGAGAACCAGAGAGACUGCAACACCGAGCCCUGUCCUCCAGAGUGGUUCAUUGGCGACUGGUCCGAGUGCGGGAAGACGUGUGACGGCGGGAUGAGGACGAGGACGGUUCUGUGCAUCAGGAAGAUCGGACCUGCUGAGGAGGAGACGCUGGAGGACACCCACUGUCUGACUCACCGCCCAAUCGAACAAGAGUCCUGCAACAACCAGUCCUGCCCGCCCAAGUGGGUCACCCUGGAUUGGUCAGAGUGCACACCUAAAUGUGGCCCCGGCUUCAAGCACCGCAUCGCCCUGUGUAAGAGCAGCGACCUGACCAAGACCUUCCCGCCCGCCCACUGCCCGAGCCACAACAAACCUCCGGUCCGAAUCCGCUGCAGUUUAGGACGCUGUCCUCCUCCACGCUGGAUCCCCGGUGAAUGGGGACAGUGUUCGGCCCAGUGCGGUCUGGGCCAGCAGAUGAGGACGGUGCAGUGUCUGUCCUACACCGGGCAGCCGUCGAACGAGUGCGCAGAGUCCCUCCGACCCACCACCAUGCAGCAGUGCGAGAGCAAGUGCGACGCCACCCCCAUCUCCAACGGCGACGAAUGCAAAGAUGUAAACAAAGUGGCCUACUGCCCGCUGGUGCUGAAGUUCAAGUUCUGCAGCCGUGCGUACUUCAGACAGAUGUGCUGCAAAACCUGCCAGGGCCACUGACCCGGGAGAGGAAGAGCGAGACGCAGCGACAGAGAGAGACGAGGCCAGAGAGAAAAAGAUGGAGGGAGGCUGACACGGCACUGAAAAGGGAGAGAAGAAGAAGAAAAACAGGGCGGACUGACAAACAAACCUCCGGAUCGGCGCUGGUGAGGAGAAGAUUUCCCCACCAGUCGAUCCUCCGACCCUCCAUCGUGGUGGAACCCAAACCACUGCUCAGCCCGUAACGCUGACACAAACUGUAUUAUUAUUAUUUUUUUUUCUUUAAUUUUUCACUUCUGUGAAGUGGAACUCGGAAGAUUAUUUGUUGGUGAUGUUAUUUUUAUUAUAAUAAUAAUAAUUAAUAUCAUUGUUAGUCUUCCUUUGUUGUUUGUUGUUGUAUGAAUCCAAAGUGCUGGACACACAUCGCUGGCAGAGGAUGGACCCGGAGACGGACGGACGGAGGGGAGGAUCCUCGCUCGGGGACGGCGUCGGGACUCCUCCCGUCGUUGGGACGACUGUGAUGGUGCUAUUGGCAGGCAGACAUUUUUUUUUGGCUUCGGUGCACUUUUCCGUGUAAAUACUUUUGCCAAGUUACCGCUCAAAUACGACAGAGAAACCCGAUCAGUGUACUGUAUAUUUAUUGUACGAUUCCAAACAGAGCUGAGAUUUUGUCCUCUGAUCACGUUUGUGUCAGAUAGUAGCCUACUGUCAUGGAAGGGAAUGUAAUGUGAUUGAAUUCAUAUUCAACGUCUCUGUGCUGGAAUGAGAAUAUUACAUACUGUAACAUACGUUAAACCCUUAUAUACUGUAAGGAUUUGUAUAUUAUAUAUGAUGUUAAUCCAGGACCAGAAAGUUACCGCGUGGUUAGAGGAGGAUCUUUGAAUCGCUUUUUCCUUUUCUCCCCCCCAGACGGGUGCCUUAGUUCCUAACAAAUCAAAGACGACCCGGCGUCAGUGAUCAGUCCAAACGUAGUAUGAAGAUAUCGUCAGAUGCCUGGGCCACUUUAAAACAAAAAAAAACACACACUGUCACCAAACGAGCCUUUCAGGAAACAUCCGGGGAGGAGCUCUCAGUUCAGCUUUUGAAGGAUUCGUUUUGAAGGAGCAUUUUCUACGAAGCAGCUUGUUCAUCGGAAUCACACUGCAGUCACUGUUUCUUUAAGCCGGAUGAUUAUCUAAUCAGACGUCGGUCAUGUGUCUGUGUUUCAGCGCUGAUCAGGAGUUAAAGGACUAGUUUGAUCAUUUUUUGGGAGAUGCGUUUAUCUGCCGUGAUGCCGAGAAUUAGGUAAAAAGUUCGAUACCACUUUCAUGUCGUCAGAGAACGGAAGCAAAAUCCCUCGAGGUGGUUUCCCUCCUUAUUACAUCUCUUCUUCGUCUUCUUGAGGUUUAUUAGCGGUACGAAAAUAAAAAAGUUUGUUUCCCAUUCAAAGUGCCACUGCUUCUUCUACUAUUUUUCUGACGUAAAUACUUUUUUGCGUGACCUCGUUUUGUCGCUCCGCAGCAGUUGACGGAGACGAGCCUCAUUUUUCACAUUUUCUUGUUUUUGCAAAUUUUGAAUUUGCUUGAUAUUUUUCCCCCCAUUUAAUUUCUAAAUCCCACACAACCAACAUGAAGUGUUAAGAAGCGCUACUCAGUGUUGCUGCCAAGUCUUUGUGCUAAGCUAAGCUAACGUCACGCGGCGUGAGAGUGGUAUCCAUCUUCGGUAAAUAGACGCAUUUCCCUAAACUAUUCCUCUGAGCGCACACACAUCGUUGCCAGACGUAUCCAGGCUUCACACACACUCCAGAUAACGUUACCUCCCCUCUUCCCUCUCAGCCAACUCGAUGGUGCUUCUCCUUUUUUUUUUUUUUUUUAUUUCCAUGGAGUUCAGUGUUUACCUCCUCUUUCCCUCCCGCUCUGCUCCCCGAGGGGUUACAGCCUUCCCAGGCUUCUGGUGCUAUCGAGUGGGUGCUUCCAUUCAGACCCUCUCCUCCAGUGUGCUUCCACGUCAGGCUGGAUCCAAACAAUAUGAAAUAAUGUCCUUGUCAGAUUUCUCUGCUGGUAAAUGCUGGUCAUGUUAUUGGGUUUUUUUUGUUUGUUUUUUUUUUGUUUUUGUUUUUUAGUAUGUAUCUGUUUUAUACCUCACACUGGGAAAAUGUUCAUUGUUAUCCGUUUUGUAUUGUUGUUUGUGCUACCAACAAAAAAAAAAAAAAAUGGACGCUCGCCCCAGUUGUAACCGAUCCCUCGUGCCGGCGUCGGGGUCGUGAAAGGGAACGCCGAGGAGAAACCCGAGAGACGACGACGACGCAGGAGUGUGCAACAAUCUCAUCGAAGCUGUUAACAACUAAUUUGUUUUUUUUUUAAUUUUGCUGCUGCUACUUUUUCUGUAGCCACCUUCAGUAUGACAUGUCGAGCAGAUUUUUUUUGUUUUUGUUUUUUAUCGGUUACCAAAACCUUGAAUGAGGCAGUUGGAGAAGGACGGUGGACUGAAACCAGGACUGACUCGUCUGCUGGGAGAGAGAGAGAGAGAGCGAGAGAACGGGAGCCUCCAGAAAUAAAACGAGAAGUGAAAUCAAUCAAACUGGUACUCAUUGCUGUGAACUCGGAUGUUUGAAUGUCACAUUGCUUAUACCUGUACCUAAAGUGCAAGAGAAAUGAAAAAAAAAAAAAAAGCAUCGUGAUUAUUUUGCUUAUAUUUUAUAUUCAGUAUUAAUGUUGGUACACUGUUACUAAUUUUUUUUUCAAAUGUAAAUUAUAUGCUAAUUUAUUGCGUUGUCUCACUUGUACAUUUUUAUUUUCACUGCAUGCAAGAACUGAAAUUUAGCAUAGUGAAAAAAAUGCAGUGAUGCGGCCCUUCACCA
Acanthopagrus latus (yellowfin seabream) is the source of this 7022-nucleotide messenger RNA. RefSeq names its product ADAM metallopeptidase with thrombospondin type 1 motif, 6 (gene adamts6). The record is from RefSeq and is a predicted model, not a curated record. The transcript has 25 exons. Bases 812 to 4204 code for a protein of 1130 amino acids. Gene Ontology annotation, biological process: extracellular matrix organization; proteolysis. Lineage: Eukaryota; Metazoa; Chordata; Actinopteri; Spariformes; Sparidae. Gene Ontology annotation, cellular component: extracellular matrix. Gene Ontology annotation, molecular function: metalloendopeptidase activity.